AUGUUAGAAUUAAAAACUCCAACUGCGUUUCCCGUUUUUGGAUCGAGUGACGACAUCUUUGCGCAAGAAGUUCCAAUUAACGACCCAGGAGUCCAAAAAAUCAACGAUGCUACCAUUCUAAACAUAAAAAGGAGGUACAUAAGUGACAGAGAACUUAUUUUAGUGAAAAUUUACAAAGCGACGCAUCAAGUUUUUACCGGGAACAAGUAUGUCCUUCAUUUGGCAGUCGGUGAAACCAAUUGUGUUAAAGGUGAUUUUGGGAAAAAGUGUAAGUUGGACGUAACACGCCCGCUCAAAACUUGUUCCGCUAGAGUUUGGGAUCUUCGACCUUAUGCGCUCAGGAUGAAAACUGAUUUUCAAUGCGAACCUACUGUCAAUUAUCGUUAUGAAAUAGUUUAA
Molecule: messenger RNA, 399 nt
Organism: Cotesia glomerata
Lineage: Eukaryota; Metazoa; Arthropoda; Insecta; Hymenoptera; Braconidae
Exons: 1
Coding region: 1-399 (132 amino acids)
Molecular function (GO): cysteine-type endopeptidase inhibitor activity
Source: RefSeq, a predicted model, not a curated record